This is a messenger RNA of Dalotia coriaria, 578 nucleotides long. Its product is annotated as FAD-linked sulfhydryl oxidase ALR-like. The record is from RefSeq and is a predicted model, not a curated record. The transcript has 3 exons. The coding region runs from base 13 to 507 and encodes 164 amino acids. Lineage: Eukaryota; Metazoa; Arthropoda; Insecta; Coleoptera; Staphylinidae. Gene Ontology annotation, molecular function: flavin-dependent sulfhydryl oxidase activity; flavin adenine dinucleotide binding. Gene Ontology annotation, cellular component: mitochondrion.
UUACCAUUUGAUAUGUCACCACGAGUGAGCCACUUAGACAACGAACAAUGCCGGCAGUGCACCAGCUUCGCUGAUUAUAUGAAAGAGAAUAAAAAACGUCUUGUAGAGGAACAAGACCGACGAAAAGGACAAGGCGAUGCUGAAGGUGCUGUUGGAUCCAGACGACCGGAUUGUCCUCUUGAUAAGGACGAAUUAGGCCAGAAAUCAUGGGGUUUACUACACACAAUCGCCGCCAAAUAUCCGAAGAAACCAAAUGACUCAGAUAAACAGGACAUUAAGACAUUUUUCAAUGUAUUUGCAAAGUUGUAUCCAUGUUCCCACUGUGCAGAAGGCCUUAGAGAGGAUUUGAAAGAACAUCCAAUCAGAACCAAUAAUCAGGAUGAGUUGAGUCAAUGGCUGUGUGAGAUACACAACAGGGUAAAUUUAAAGAUAGGAAAGCCGGCUUUCGACUGUUCCAAGGUCCACGAGCGAUGGCGGGAUGGAUGGAAGGAUGGAUCAUGUGAUUAAUUGAGUAUAGCUAGUAGAGAAUAUUUAGGCGCAAAUAAACAUACCGCGUACUUGUUUCACCAUUUAUAUAA